UUCUGCCCGUGGACGCCGCCGAGUAAGCAUCGUUAAAGUCUCCCCUCCCACCGCCGUCAUGUCUAAGUCAGAGUCUCCCAAAGAGCCUGAACAGCUGCGGAAGCUCUUCAUCGGAGGUCUGAGCUUUGAAACAACCGAUGAGAGUCUGAGGAGCCAUUUUGAGCAAUGGGGAACACUUACGGACUGUGUGGUAAUGAGAGACCCAAACACCAAGCGCUCCAGAGGCUUUGGGUUUGUCACAUAUGCCACUGUGGAGGAGGUGGAUGCAGCCAUGAAUGCAAGGCCACACAAGGUGGAUGGAAGAGUUGUGGAACCAAAGAGGGCUGUCUCAAGAGAAGAUUCUCAAAGACCUGGUGCCCACUUAACUGUGAAAAAGAUUUUUGUUGGUGGCAUUAAAGAAGACACUGAAGAACAUCAUCUAAGAGAUUAUUUCGAACAGUAUGGGAAAAUCGAAGUGAUUGAGAUCAUGACUGACCGAGGCAGUGGCAAAAAGAGGGGUUUUGCUUUUGUAACAUUUGAUGACCAUGAUUCUGUAGACAAGAUUGUCAUUCAAAAAUACCAUACUGUGAAUGGCCACAACUGUGAAGUAAGGAAAGCGCUCUCUAAGCAA
Molecule: messenger RNA, 610 nt
Organism: Lutra lutra (Eurasian river otter)
Lineage: Eukaryota; Metazoa; Chordata; Mammalia; Carnivora; Mustelidae
Product: heterogeneous nuclear ribonucleoprotein A1-like
Exons: 1
Molecular function (GO): RNA binding
Source: RefSeq, a predicted model, not a curated record